Molecule: messenger RNA, 3985 nt
Organism: Monodelphis domestica (gray short-tailed opossum)
Lineage: Eukaryota; Metazoa; Chordata; Mammalia; Didelphimorphia; Didelphidae
Gene: NUDT4
Product: nudix hydrolase 4
Biological process (GO): adenosine 5'-(hexahydrogen pentaphosphate) catabolic process; diadenosine pentaphosphate catabolic process; diphosphoinositol polyphosphate metabolic process
Cellular component (GO): nucleus; cytoplasm
Molecular function (GO): bis(5'-adenosyl)-pentaphosphatase activity; endopolyphosphatase activity; diphosphoinositol-polyphosphate diphosphatase activity
Source: RefSeq, a predicted model, not a curated record
GUGGGCCAAGUUCAAUUAAAAAGUGGGGGGGGGGGAAGAAGAGAGGGAGGGGAGGGGCCGGUUUGCCUCGCGCCUAUGGAAUGCAAGAUUCGGUUUGGGCAGGGGGAGGAGUGUUAUCUAGGUCUCUGACCAAUCCUGUGAGUGCGAGGAGGAGUCUUGCUCCUGAGAGGGGAACGGAGGGGGCGUGGUGGUGGUGGUGGUGUCUGAGAGAGUGAGACAUUGGAGAGUGAGAGAGAGCUCGGGCAACCGGCGAGCGAGUGUGACAGGCUGUUACUGAGGAACGAGCGCGAGAGCGAGUGUGUGUGUGUGUGUGUGUGUGUGUGUGUGUGCGAGCCCGAGCCUCCCGCCCUCCCACCGUGCUGCCUCCGCGAGGGAGGAGCUGCCAACCGUCCGCGGUGGUCACGAGGUGCCUCACUCUGAAGGACUGAAGGGAGCCAGCGGCGGCGGCGGCACAGCGGACGAUCUCCAUGGCGAGGCGCGGCUUCUCCAGCAGCAGCGGUGCAGCCUCCCCGGCCCGCGGGCUCUAGUGCCCCGAAGCAGCCUCACUCGUUCCCACAGCCCCGGCCCUCGGGAGCCGCUUCCUUCCUCCCUCUCUUCCUUCCUCUCUCCCUUCCCCCCUUCUGUCCUUUGCUGCCGGCGCCCUCGGGCGGGUUGGCGGCGGCCGAGCCCCGGCGGGAGGAGAAGGAGAAGGAGGGGUUACCCGCCUCUAUGAUGAAGUUUAAGCCGAACCAGACGAGGACGUACGACCGCGAGGGCUUCAAGAAGCGGGCGGCCUGCCUGUGCUUCCGCAGCGAGCAGGAGGACGAGGUGCUAUUAGUGAGUAGCAGUCGAUAUCCAGAUCAAUGGAUUGUCCCUGGUGGAGGAAUGGAGCCUGAGGAAGAGCCAGGUGGUGCUGCAGUAAGAGAAGUGUAUGAAGAGGCUGGUGUCAGAGGAAAAUUGGGCAGACUUCUGGGGAUAUUCGAGCAGAAUCAAGACCGCAAACAUCGCACUUACGUUUAUGUUCUUACUGUCACUGAAAUAUUGGAAGACUGGGAAGAUUCUGUUAACAUAGGCAGGAAGAGAGAAUGGUUUAAGGUUGAAGAUGCCAUUAAAGUUCUUCAGUGUCAUAAACCUGUACAUGCUGAGUAUUUGGAAAAACUGAAGUUGGGCUGUUCACCAACCAAUGGAAAUUCUAUGGUUCCCACCCUUCCAGACAACAAUUCUUUGUAUGUAACUUCUGCACAGACUUCGGGGUUGCCAUCUACUGUAAGAUAAAUAUUUAGGUGACCAUACAUGGUCUCACAGGGAGAAAGGCUUCUGGGUUUGACAUCAACAUGUUUAAACUAACUGAAUUGUCAUACAGAAUGUAUUCAGUCAGUUUUCAUAUUUUUCAGAUGCUUUGAAAUAUUUCCCUUUUUUGUUAACAGUGUAAAAUAUUUCAGUAAACCAAAGCCAUAUGGAUUUUUUUUAAAGAUGCCUUAACUGUGUGCCCUCUCCCUUUCUCCAAAUACAUUUUUAUUUUUGUUUUUCAGACUGUUCUGCAUUCUGGUCUUUAAUAUUGGUUAGUUUCCACAGUAACCUACUGUUGUGGUUUUUUUUUUUUUUAAGUCAAGGGGAGAGAUGACUAGGUACUUUCCUUAAAGUAUUGACCCACUGAAAGAAAGCCUUCUGUAGUGCUUUUUAGUUGUUAGAGCUACUCAUUUCAAAAGAUUAAAAUGUUCAUGGUGCCACUUUGUUUCAGAUACAUUAUAGCCCUCAUGAUUUCUUUUAAUUUAGAGAAAAUAGAUGUGUAUUGAACAGCAUUUCUCUACUACCAUUAGAGGGUAUUGUUAUAUAUACAUGUGGUAUCUUUCCCCUCAAAGUUUAAAUGUUUUCUCCUCCAGUGCCCAGGAUGGCUGACAUUUCAGUAUGAGAUGGCACUAUUGUAUUGCAUAUACCCUGGAAAUAUAUAAAACAGGCUCAUGAAAAACAGCAUUCAGAUUUCAUCCUCAUCAUCUUUUUUGCUUUAUCAUCCUUUUGGGCAGAAUGCCCUAGCUUAAAGCAUCAAUUUUUAAUGGGGAAAAAAAAUCCAAACAAUACGUCAAUUUCAUCACGAACUAUCUUUUUAGUUGGUUUGCUUCAAUUAAUCCACUGCUACCAAAAGCACACUGGCAUCAAACUCAUACUUUCUGUCAUUCCUUUUAGUCCUUGGGAGAGCCUCCUCCCAUUAUCUUUCCUGGUAAAGCAAUAGCCAACAGAAUUUAAGAUGUCCAGGUACAUAUGAUAUAUGAUGAUGGAAAGCUUAUCUUAUUUUUAGGACCUCUAUAUAUAAACCCCUCAAACAACAACCCUUCCAAUUUGGAAAAAGAUUACGAUUGGGGUUCUUAAGUUCUUUUCAGUCUUAAAAUCAACAAUCUCAUCUAAAAUGCAGAUGUUUCUUCUGAAACUCCCAUGUCAGGUCAGAACUGAGGCUUAAGUACAAAAACCUUUAGUAUUUUGAAGAGAUUCGGGGUUUAGAAUCAUUCUAUAUACAUAACAUUUAAACAUUUGUAAAUAGUGAGUAUAAAGUGGAAAGUACAUAUAAUUUAAACACUUGUUAUUCAGUACACAAAUCGUUAACCUACUUUUAAACACAAUUGUGUAAAAUGCUGCUAUAAAUUAAAUUUGAGUGCUGUUACACUUUUAGGAAUUAUUGGUGCCACAGUUUGAAAUGAGAUCUUGUGCCAUUCAGAUACACCAGAUCUUAAGUACAAGUUCUAAUUCACGUGAAAAUAGGUUUUGGAUAUGUACUCCUGACUAAAAGAAAUGAAGAAAGUAGAAUAUGAACAUUUUUUUUACCACUGUUGGAGAAUUUCCUAUUCUAAAUUAUGUAACUUGAUUGAGAAAUGUCAUUAUUUCUCUUUGAACAGGAAGUCAAACAUCUUUUCAAAAAGCAUUCUGGCCAGAUCCUUUAAAUCCCACAAAUUGACUUAGAAAAAUCCCAUGGACUAGAUAGUUUCUCAGAGUAACUUUUAAGUCAUUUGAGAAGUUUCUUUGAAUUUCAAACAACCAAAAGAAACUGGAUUUUAUGGAUGCAAUUUUUGUACAUAAAACUACUCCCACUUAACAUUCUAUGACACUGGGAAUUUUUAAAAAAGCUUGUACAUGGUAUUCUUAGAGGUAAUAAUGCAUGAUCUUAUUUUGUAACUCAAACUAUGUAUUUGAUAAAAAUGUAAAAAAUGUACAGUAUUGAUGUUAUCAACUCAUAAGAGUUGUUAGCCUAUAAAUAUUUUGUUGUAUAAUUUUUUGGUUAGAACAUUGGCUAGAACAUAGAACAUUGGGCUUAGUAGUGCCAUAUCAGGAUUCCUUAAUGUCAUUGUACAGAUCUCUUUAGUCUCUAUGCAACUUGCAAAGUUCCCUCAAUUAGUUUUGAUUCCUUCCUACUGCUCUCUCUGUGUAAUUUAACAGAACAUAUUACAAUUGUCAUAUUUCAAAAGUACCUAUCGUAAUAGGGUUGGCUAUUGUUAAAUGUUUCAGACUAGGCUAGCAGAAUUGCAUCUUUAAAACACUUUUAAGAUAGCUGGAGACACCUUCUGCCCAAAUAGAGAUAAGCUUAGUGAAGUGGCCAAAUGUUCUCUCAUCCUGGUUUUUAAACAUAGUUGGCCCGUUGAUUUCCUAUCCCCUGAAUUUAUCUUGGAGGGUACAGGAGGCCUACUUAUGAUUGAUUAGAACAGAACUAACUAUAGAAGACCAUUAGUAAUACUGCCUUGUUGGCAUUAGCAAAAAGCUCUUCUGCCCCUUUAGUUAAACCACAGGUGGGUGCCAUACUCUGAACACUUAAGAACUUGUAUGGACCAGGUUUGGGGGUUGCCUAACCAUGUGGAAUUUUUCAAGAAGUGUUCUGUUGACAACCUUAAAGAAGCAAACUAAGGAAACAAAAGGCUGUAAACAUUUUUAAUUGCUUUGCAUGGUUUUCUUUUGAAGAUUGGUGUAAGAAUUUUGACUUUUUAUAUUUGAGAUGAAACAUCAGAAUAAAAAUUAAAUAAAA